Messenger RNA from Motacilla alba alba, 1983 nucleotides. RefSeq names its product DCC netrin 1 receptor (gene DCC). Bases 1 to 1983 code for a protein of 660 amino acids. The record is from RefSeq and is a predicted model, not a curated record. NCBI's taxonomy places the organism in Eukaryota, Metazoa, Chordata, Aves, Passeriformes, Motacillidae. The transcript has 16 exons.
AUGGUUGAAAAAUGGGGAAACGUUGGGAUUUCCCGGGCAAACGUCGCAGGAUGGCAGCGAGCGCCUGGAUCUGGCUCCUGGCGGCCCUGGCGCAGCCCGGAGGGACAGGUGCCGGCGCGGCGCGGCGCGGGAGCGAGCAGCGGGCGGGGGCGGGGCAGCGGCGCGCUUCUGGAAGGUUCCGCGGCGCUCUCGCGGCCGCCGGGCGGCGCCGCCGUCGGCCCCAGCUCCCCCGAGUAUUCCCUCCUUGCCGGGAGCAGCAUCUGCAGCGUGGCUCCGGCCGUGAACCCCUGCCCGCUUCCGGCCGCCCGCCUCCGCCUGCUGGGUCCUCAGUUUUGCGAGGGAAAAAUGGCGGGAAAAAAGGGCGGGAAAACGGAGAGGAACAAAAAUAGCGGGAAAAUCGUCCCCGAAACUCCCCAAAAUUUCCAAAAGAAGCCCCAGAAGCUCCUGAAACAUUCCCCAAAGAUGCCCCGAGCUGCGCGGCGCGCCGAGUCCCACGCGUGGCGUUUCCGCGCAGCUCGGCGGUUGCGGGCGGCGUUCGGGGGCCCCGCGGGGGCUCCGCGGCCGCCCCGCGGCCCCGCGCCCCAAGAGCCCCGGCCGGAGGACGGCGAGCGCCCGGCGCCCGGAGCCCGGGCCGCGCCCCAACCGCCGCCUGGCCCCGCCCUCCUCCCGUCGGCCCCUCAGGACCUGAGGCCUGUCCUCGCCCUCCGCCGGCUGGCCCCGCCCCCCUCCCGUCGGCCCCUCAGGCCCCGCGGCCCUCGCUCGUCUCCGGCCGCCUCGUUGGCCCGCCCGCCGAGCCCCGCCGCGGCGUCCCGCGCUGCACCGUCCUCUCCUCCCGCCAAGGAGCUGCCAGAUGUUUUGCCCAGAACCGCAGCUUUUCGCCGCUUGUUUUUCAGAGGAGCAGCCUGGAAGCCGUGGCCGGCCUCGGGGGCCGUGGCCGGGUUGGAGCCGGGAAGCUCCUGCCGCUGCCGGCCCGGCGCCUGCAGCCGCCGCGUGUCCGGCCGGCCCGAGCAAAGCCCCGGCCCCGUGCAGAAUUCCCGAGCCUCUCCCGCCUCUCCCACCUCCACCCAGGAUUUCUGGGCUCCUCCUGCACUUUCUGCCCUUCCCAGCCAGGGAUUUCGACGCUUCCGGAAGGAAACAGACGCAGGAAAAGAACAGGGGCUCCGGAGCUCGCGGCGGCGCCGGCGCGGCCACGACCCGCACGGCCAGGGCGCGCCUCGGCGGGGGACCGUGACCGCCAUCGGCCACGUUCCUAGUGCAGCUCCUCAGAACGUGUCCUUGGAAGUGGUGAAUUCCAAGGGCAGCGGGCCGAGGCGGCCGUUGGGUGCCCGCGGCGCGGUGCCCGGCGCCCACGGAGCGCGGCGCCGCAGGAGCGCCGCCGGCGGAGACGCGCGGACGCCCGGCGGCCUCGGGCCCCUCCUCGCAGGUGGGCAGCGACCCCGGAACCCCGAAAACCCCGCGAGCCCGGAGGGAACAAACGGCGCUCCCACAAAACCCCGGCCGAGCCCCAAACUCCCCAAACCCCCGCAGCGCGGCCCCCAGCGCGGCGGGAACGGCACGGCGCCGCCCUCGGGCCCGGCGGAGCCUGACGCGCCCCACGGAGACACGGACGACGCGCGCGUCCCCGAGCGGCCGGGCUCGCUGCGGGCGCGGCCGCUGCCCGCGGGCAUCGCGCUCAGCUGGACGCCGCCCGCGGCGGGCGCGCCCGUGCGCGGCUUCCUGAUCGGCUACGGCGUGGGCAGCCCGUACGCGCGCAGCGUGCGCCUGCACGGCGCCCGCGCCUCCUACUCCAUCCUCGGCCUGGGCAAAGCCCAACUCGCAGUACGUGAUCUCGCUGAAAGCCUUCAACAACGCCGGCGAGGGAGCUCCGCUCUACGAGAGCGCCACCACCAGGGCGGCAGGUGCACUGCGGCGCGGGAAACUGGGCAUGGAAUGGGAAUGGGGGAAAGGGAAUGGAUGGGAAUGAAUGGGAAUGAAUGGGAAUGA